Molecule: messenger RNA, 3361 nt
Organism: Magallana angulata
Lineage: Eukaryota; Metazoa; Mollusca; Bivalvia; Ostreida; Ostreidae
Product: junctophilin-2-like
Exons: 2
Coding region: 1461-1961 (166 amino acids)
Cellular component (GO): plasma membrane; junctional membrane complex; endoplasmic reticulum membrane
Source: RefSeq, a predicted model, not a curated record
UAAUCAUUAACUUAUUUGAUGUAACGAUUGUGGUUAAUUUCGUUCAAGAUUAAAUAUUUUUACAAGCACUUGAUGUUCCAUUCCUUAACAAACUUGCACGGUCAUUCCAAUAAUUUCUUUACUCAAACAUUUAGACAACCUUGAUUCCUUUGACUUCUUAGUACAGUAGACCCGUCAAAUCGAUAUAUAGAAUUUUGUUUGUCAAAUAUUCUACAAAUUGCUGAAAUCCUACUAUGUCAAUAAGUCAAUAAUACAUCCACCUGUCGCUCCGUUAGACGUAUGCAGCGUUUGUCCACAUCGAAACACAAGCCGCUGGUGGAAAAACCGCGAGGAGUAUCGAAAUGGCUUCAGCAGCUGAUUGUAAAAUAUAUUGAUUUCAUAUAUACACAAGCCAACAGAGUACUGCGCUACAAAGUAUUAAUUAUUCAUUUGUCGUGAAGCUGCUUAACUCUGAGUAUACAAUUUUAUUUCAUGUAGUGUGAUUUUUUGCGCUAUCCAUUUUCACAUUUGAUACGACAGAGGUGCGAUCGGGAGUUGAGGAGUAACGUCGCCCGUUCCUGUGUUAAUGCUAGCGGUCUUCAUCUGUCGGACUGAUAUUGGUAAAUAUCCGAAAGAUUCAGUGUCUUGUUUAUAAUAAGAGAACUCAUCUACACACGUGUUCUUAUAGUCACAGGUCUUGUGUGUUCACAUUGCCCGGCGAUGAGGGAAACUCGAGUCAAACCUGUUCGCCCAAUAACACAUAGGCGACCUUAUUAGGAAAAUCGCAUCUCCGAUCUACUGAAGAGCGAGCGAAUGCAAUGGCCGACAUCUUUCGCAUAAUUUAUUCGCCCUACCGAAGCUGUUUUCGACUCGCCUCGCAGUGUGUUUUUCCCCGAUUUGAUUAUGAUUAAGACCGUAAGACAGUUUCGAACACAAAUUAUCAGUGCUUUUAAGAUGGCGCGUGGAAGAUAGCGACCACCACUGCUCGAAUUAAGUGAUGUAGAUUGGAGAAAAGUGACCAAAGUGCUACCGAAAUUAACUCUUUUACCGAUAACGGCCAUGCUUUAGCAAGGAUCACUCAAGUACACGCGAUUGCAGAGGAGAGCCGUUGUGUAUUAUCAUUUCAUGUAUAUAUUCUUCGUGUACCUAAGUGCACUAAUUUUCAAACUUAGAAUAUUUCACCGAUCUGAUUUAAACAAAAUAACAAAUAAAUAACCAUGCUGCUUUUGGAUUGAAAAUAUUUGUGAAAGGGGUGUUACGGACAUAUUAUACAAUUGACGGAUUAAUUUACUGCACAUUAUUGAAAUUAUUGCAUAGAUGAGUGAUCUUUUGGAAAUUAUCCCCAUCACGUGAGUAUGCAUGAAUGAGAAAGGGUACUUUGCUCGCUUUUUUUUCGAAGGAUGUCGAUAACUUUGGUCCAUUCGUGUGUAGGGUAACUCAGGAGCUUGUGGUCCUCUUGGACACAUGACCCGUAGGUCCAAAUGACAACUGGAGGAGGGCGUUUCGAUUUUGAGGAUGGAGGGACAUACUGCGGAGGCUGGGAGGACGGGAAAGCCCACGGGCACGGUGUGUGCACGGGGCCCAAGGGGCAAGGGGAGUAUUCCGGCGCCUGGCAGUACGGUUUCGAAAUUUCUGGUGUUUAUACAUGGCCGAGUGGAAAUAAUUACAAAGGGCAAUGGUUUCAAGGAAAACGACAUGGACUGGGCGUAGAGACAAAAGGGCGGUGGAUUUACAAAGGAGAGUGGACCCAAGGGUUCAAAGGUCGCUAUGGUGUCCGACAAAGUUUGACCUCCGGUGCUCGAUACGAAGGAACGUGGACCACGGGUCUUCAAGAUGGUUAUGGGUGCGAAACCUACGCAGACGGAGUUAUCAAUUUUGCUGUAGUCUUUAUGACUUCCAAAUGCUCUACUUCAAAGAUUGUGCGAAUCAUACCAGCACAGACGACGAGCUGCCUUAGUCGGAAGCUUCUCUGGAAUGCUUAAAUACAAAACAUGAUCAAAAUCCUCGUUUCCGGCUUAUGUUGCUGAGAUCGUCAAUAUUUAUUCUUUGUGUGUACAGUUUGGCACAGACGAACUAUGCAGCUUUUUCCGACAAGAGUGCAAAUUCUCUAUAAAUCAAUGAAACUUAUGUAAAGAAUACAAGAGCUUUGUUGUGUAAAGUGUGAUCUAUAUUCGACCGAUUGCGAUGUACAUAUGGCUACCUCCCUGCAGGGACACACAACAUGUUAUUGUAUGAAAGAAAAACUUGUCAUUGCUACAUGAACGCAGAACAAUGAAAAUUAACUUGAGGCAACCAUAUAUAAAAAGACUUUUAUUGAAUGCUCAGUAAAUAUUUCAUACAGACAUUUUUUCCAGUCAAUAUCAUAGCGACAUUAUUUCUGGGCUGAUCUUUUGUAUUGAAGACAAUAAGUUUAAUCUAUGGAAGUGGUCGCCGGUGUCUACAUCAGACAGUUUAUGUAUGGAUUUUGUGUUCAGUGGCAGCCUGUCGUGACCUUGUAGCCGGCCUGCUUUUCUCCGUAACUGACUUGAGUAUUUGAAAAUCGAUUCUUACUAUAAACCAUCGAUCCUAGUGCAGCAAAAUCGUCUAAAACACCCUGUAAAUCAGAUGACUGUCCAUAUUUACCUUGUAUGCAUGUAUUGAUCUCGGUACGGACUAACUAAUAUUGACAAAAUACCAUAUGUACCGGUAAUCACGUAAACCACGUGGCAAUGUUGGAGAAAGAGAGCUACUUUUUUAACUCUGUGUCAACUUGACUGAGAACGACAUGUUUUUAUUCGUGUCAUCUGAGUCACCUUUUUGAAUGAAAAGCUUUGAGUUAAGCCAUGAACUUUAAUCUAUACUGAAGUGUUAACUAGUGUGUUUUGUAGAUGUUGUUAUAAAGCUAUAACCAACAAAUGAUCAACUCUUGUCAAUGAAGCAAGUAAAUUUUAGGCCACAACCUCUUUCUUUUCAAGCCUGGUGUGAUGUGAUAUUCCUCCUCCUACACUGGGACUCCGUUUGUCCAUUGUCUGACCACUGAUUGCUUUGGCUUUGUACCUCAAAAGUCCCAUACAACUCUUACUUAAUGAUGAAAGUAAAUGUCACUAACGGCUUGUCUUGAAUUCGGACGACCCCCAAACGUAUUGACGUCAUGACUUACACAAGGUUGAUCUUGUGUUACUUAGACUUUGGGUUCUUGUUUCAUUCGCUGUUCAGCACUCUUUCCAUGGUAAGUGUAAUGAGAUAGGAUGGUGUAAGUUUACGUUUCUUGACACUGAACCGUUUAAAAUGGCAAGGUAUGGUUUCAUUUCUGAUGCUUUAUAAAGCAAAGAACAGUGUUGGUGUGAGUGAGGGAUGUCUUUUUCACUCGGGGGAUUAGAAUUGCGUGUCCUUGAAACAUUCA